Molecule: messenger RNA, 4353 nt
Organism: Andrographis paniculata
Lineage: Eukaryota; Viridiplantae; Streptophyta; Magnoliopsida; Lamiales; Acanthaceae
Product: protein DA1-like
Exons: 13
Coding region: 579-2075 (498 amino acids)
Molecular function (GO): ubiquitin binding
Source: RefSeq, a predicted model, not a curated record
GUUGUACGUGUGGCCCGUUCCCAUUCAAGAAAACAUCCCAACUGCGUUUGAUGUUUCUUGAGUCAAACGUUUUUGGGGUUUAAUUCAGCAAUAAAGGAAUAUAUUUGUGUCAUUGACUUUGGGAAUCUUUAAUGUUUAUGUGUUGAGAGCCCCAAUUACUUCCCUGUUCCCCCACAGGAUUUUGUUUUUGGUUUCUUGGUGGGGGUAAUAUUCAUUUAUCGGCAUCAAUCCAUCGUCUGGGAGCACUGUAUAUAGCUUUUGUUUCGAGGAAGAGAGAAAGAUUCUUGAUUUCUAUCGAUUUUUUUAACCCCCACGAAAAAAAAGGUGUGAUUUUCUUUUUCCCCCUUUUUUUUCAAUUUUUUUUUUCUUCAAAAGGCUCAGCCUUGAAUUGAAAGCGUUGGGGGUUGUUGUUCUCCGAGGCAUUUCUUGGCGACGUUGCUUUUCUACAAAAUUAUUCUUUUCUUGAUCUGAGUGCUUUUUCGGCUACCACCAUCGCCGCUGAUUCCGGGGUCUGCAAUUAGCCACAAGUCUCACCCAAAUUAAGGCUUCCCCAGCAAUGCAGCAACAAUAAUUCGCCUAUGAGUUGGUUUAGCAAGAUUUUCAAGGGCUCAAACCAUAGACUUUCGGAGGGGCGGUAUGACUGGAGAUAUGGGGACGAUACAAGUGCAACAGAGAAUCCUCCAUCUAAUACUUCAUGGGAUUCAGUGUCGGAGAAUGAAGAUAUAGACCAUGCUAUUGCAUUAUCUCUUGCAGAGGAAGAACAAAGAAGAAAUGCUGCUGUUGAUAGUGAACAACAAUUGGAAGAAGAUGAACGGAUUGCUAGGGCUCUACAGGAGAGGUUGAAUAUCGAGCCUCCACCAGAGCCAGAAGGUCGUAGCGACGCUGGUGCUGGAAAUGUGUAUGGAAACGGAUAUGUUCCUGGAUAUGGAAACGAUGCUCUUUACCAGCCCGUACCUUAUCCCUAUUAUACAACCUUCAGGCUUUGUUCUGGUUGCAACACAGAGAUUGGCCAUGGGAGAUUUUUGAGCUGUAUGAAUGGUUUCUGGCAUCCUGAAUGUUUUAGAUGCCAUGGAUGUGGCAAUCCAAUAUCUGAUCACGAGUUUUCGAUGUCCGGGAGCUAUCCUUAUCAUAGGUCUUGCUACAGAGAAUCAUACCAUCCAAAAUGUGACAUCUGCAAUCACUUUAUUCCAAUGAACGCUGCUGGUCUGAUUGAGUAUAGGCAACACCCUUUUUGGGCACAGAAAUAUUGUCCGUGCCAUGAGCACGACGGAACUCCUCGAUGCUGUAGUUGUGAGCGAAUGGAAUCAUGGGAUUCAAGAUAUGCUUCACUUAAUGAUGGUCGAAAGCUCUGCUUGGAGUGCCUUGACACAGCAAUUAUGGACACUGAUGAAUGUCAGCCCCUUUUUGUUGACAUCCAAGAGUUCUAUGAAGGAUUGAACAUGAAAGUGACGCAGCAAAUCCCCCUACUUUUGGUCGAGAGACAGGCACUGAAUGAGGCAAUGGAUGGAGAGAGACACGGGCAUCAUCACAUGCCAGAAACUCGAGGUCUCUGUCUUUCCGAGGAACAAACAAUCAGCACUGUAUUGCGGCGACCAAGGGCAGGAGGAAGAAAUCGAGCUGCAGGAAUGAGAACAGAGCCUUAUAGACUAACUCGUCAUUGCGAAGUGACAGCAAUCCUCAUCUUGUACGGUCUACCAAGGUUACUGACUGGUUCCAUAUUGGCUCAUGAAAUGAUGCAUGCUUGGCUUCGACUGAACGGCUUCCGAACUCUUAGACAAGAUGUCGAAGAAGGCAUCUGUCAGGUCAUGGCUAGCAUGUGGUUGGAAUCACAAAUUCUAAACAUGUCUGAUAGUGACUAUGCAUCAACCUCUUCUUCCCCGGCCUUUCCAUCAUCAAGACAACAGCCUAGAUCUCCAUUGGAGAAGAAGCUUAGUGUUUUCUUCAAACACCAGAUUGCCUCAGAUACAUCUGUAGUAUAUGGAGAUGGUUUUAGGGCUGGUAAUCAAGCAGUGCUCAAGUAUGGGUUACAGAGGACCCUGGAUCAUAUGCGGGAGACAGGAAACUUUCCGUUCUGAAUUCGUAUCCGAGUUUAAAGAAUGUAUUGCUUGCUUCUUUACUUCUUACCAAAUUAUAUAUUGGCUUCUCUCAUGUAUUAGUGUUAAGAUCAUCAUUCCAUAGGAAAUACAUGUCGGUUUAAAAGAAAAAAAGGAAGAAGGAUUUGUCCAGCUCCAGAACAGGUUAGGGAAUCGAAUGUAGCCACCGUAUAUUGAAGUCCUUGACUGGCAAAAAACAGAAAAAAUAAUGAAAUUCAUAUUGAAUUCUCUAUUUUUUUGUGUUCGGAUAGUUUGUUUAAAGAAGCAAUGUUUACUUUCCGGCAUGAAGUCAUUAGAUCGAUGAAAGUACUGAUGAAGAGCUGAAAGUAGGUCCAGUUUCUAUGCUCAUAGCUUUGUUAGCUGUGUAUUUCGCUUUCUGUAUAUUGAACUGCAGUUUCUGAAGAAUCGAGACGACGUCAACCAUGUCUGGUCUUUCUGCUGGAUCCUGUGCCGAGCAGCUUAAGCUUAGCUUGGCAAUUUGGAUGGCAUACUCCAUUCCUCCAUUUUCAGCGAGGCGCGGCUCAAUGAAACAGGUCAGCUCAAUCUCAGCACUCUGUCUUUCCAUGAGAGCAGCUACCGAAGCCGAGAGUAGUCUUUCCCUGCCAUCCUGCUUGAAUAUUGGCCCUUUGCCGGUUAUCAAUUCAAGCAAUACUACUCCAAAGGCGAAUAUGUCAACCUUGGGAGUUACCGGACCGGCAUCAAGACACUCAGUUUGCCAUCGAGGAGAAUGUUUCUGGUGCUUAAGUUGUUGUGCAUGCGCACAGGGUUUGUGAAUUUGUGGAGAUAGAGAAGCCCGUUGGCCACAUCUAGCGCAAUACGAAUCAGUUGGUUCCAGCUCUUUUGGGAUUCAGAUCUUGUUCCGGCAAGCCAUUCCUGAAGAGUACCAUUUUCAACGUACUCGUAGAUGAGGUAUAGUUCAUCCCUGUGCUCGCAGAAGCCGUGAAGUUUCACUAUGUUGAAGUGAUAAAUCUGAUGCAGCAUCUUCACCUCAUUAUCUGCGUUUCGAUUUCUCUUCUUCACUGCCACAGCUUCUCCUCUGAACGUCCCACGGUACACGCUGUUGUUUAUUCUGUUUCUGCUCGUGAAAUCGCCCGUUGCCUUUUUUACUUCAUAGAAUUCGAAUCUGUGCAGUUUACUGUCAAGUUUCGCAAUCUCUAGAGUCAAGCCUUGUUCGGGAGACGUGAACUUCGAAUUUCUCUUGCGAUGCAGAAAUACGAAGACUAGGAAGAGAAGGACAGCGAGAGAGAAUGCUCCGGCAGCUCCGCCAGCGACCAAAAUAAGUUUGUAAGUUUUGUUUUUCCCAACAGCUGAAGUAGCAGGUAAGGUCGAUCGAGCGAUGUGAUGCCCCCGGUUCACUAUCUGUGAUCGUGACGGUUCGUGCGACAGGGGAAAUAGGAGUGUCGUGAAAGGAUAUAUUAUUGAAUACUCGUCGAGGAGAUUGUUGGCUUCUUUUACGGUCUCCAUGCUUACGUUGAACUGUUUACUCAGCGUAUAGAGAGUGUCGCCAACGCCGAUUGGGUAAGUCAACAAGAACUUAGUUCCCGACGCAGCUUGUUCCCUUGUCGGACACGCGCAUCGUAGGGGAAUGCUAAGCUCAUCGCCGCGGUGCAAAUUGUACUCGGACUUAUUAACGUUUGAAUGUCUCAGGGCAUCACAGGUCGAUAAUCCCUGGAACGUGUUGAGUGCUAGAGAUGAGUAUGUUUCGGAAUCGUCUCGGAUGUGGUAAGUGGUAUUGGCCUGAUAGUAUUCCCCUGAACAAGAACAGUUCACUGGAACAACGAUUUCUUGAUCGUCGGGAAAGGCUGGGCUGGUUCUUAUGCCGUUGGUUUCCAUAAUCUGGAACUGUGGCGAGGACGUAAGAGCUGCAAUGGCGGGAAGAGUGGUGUAGGGAGUCUUUGCUGUGAACAUCAGGAAAGCUUUGCAGGAUGGAUGAUGGCCGUUGCACGUGUAGAGUGUUUUUUCUUCGUGGGUUGUGCAUGAAUUUGGAGUGUAGUUUUGCUGCGAGACGACAGAAGAAAUGGGAAUUAGCAGGAGGAGGAGAAAGAUCCAAGCCAUGGUGGAGGUCUGUAUGUUUCUUCACUUUCAGUUGCAGGGUUAUAUAGAUAUUGAUCUUCCAUUGAAUGUUACAUGGCUGUCUUUAGUUGUUGGAAUUGGGACAAGAAACAAACGACAUUUAUGGUAUGAUGUUAUUGUAUUGUAUGGAUUAGAAUUAGAUUAGUUGAGUAAACGGCAGUCAAUGCAUGGAUUUGAUUUGAUUUGA